GAAGUUUUUCAAACUAAUUUAAUUUGAUAUCUGCUGGACUAUUGUUGAUUUUUAUGUUGAUUUUUGUGAUUAUUCCACUUUACUUUCAUAGUCGAACAAUUAUUAUCAAAUUUCAUCCACUAAAACAAAAUCCAUAACAAUCUUCUUGGCGGCAGAAGUUCCGAAAGGAGAAGAAAAAAUGCCCCAUCCAUUCUUUCUUUUCUGUGGUAGUUCAUUCGUACCGUUUGUUUUAUCCAUUCAUCUCCUUCUUUUCUCCGCUUCCAUUCGCUCUUUAAUCUCACCAACUUAAACCCAUUUCAACGUUCCAUUUCAAGCACCUGAAGGAAGAAGAGCCUGAUUAUGUCGAAGAAAGCAGGCGCGCCGGCGCCGUUGCAGAAAGACGCGCCAUGGCGGGUAACAACCUCCAAACGGAUUCCCAGAAUCCACCACUCCCCUGUCCUCCGCGUCUCCCAUAACCCCUACUCCGACUAUGCCAUUUCCGUCAUGAAGGUACACAAAAAUGGAAAUAAGCUCUCUCCUUUGCCGCCGUUAACUUCAACGCAUCUUUCCUUGUUUGCGCAGCAUCCUAAUCCAAUCGGAAGCGGAUUGGCAGAUGAUGCGAUAGUGGAAGCAGCUGGCCCCGAUUGCAUUGUUCCCGGCCAGAUUACCCCUGUUCGAUUGCUUGGCGUUAAGGUCUGUGGAAUUGGUUAAUUGGGUUCUCGCAAUAUUCGAUCAUAUGAACUGUGUGUUUGAGCUGUCAAAUUCUGGGAAAUGAUUCCGGUUCAUUCGAAUUGAACAGGUAUGGCCUGUUGAAGUAGACUUGAAAUUCCUGGAACCAGUUGGGCGGGAACUCAAACUGCUUGGAAAGGUACUUCUUUACCACCGUUCUUAAAGGAUUCUGGAGAAAGUUACUUGCUUUGGCUGAAAUAUGUCCAAAUCUUCGAUCGAGUAUUUUGUUGUUGGAAUUGUGCUUGCAAGUACUUAUUGCUACUGAGUCUUAAAUCCAAUCUUCAAACUGAAAGUUAUGCCCUUUGAGAUCUAGCAAUCACCCUGACUUUAUGUAAUAGCCUUCCUGUAUACUCUUUGUAUCAACUUGGAUGGCACUUAAGGUGGCUCUACCAUAGUGGGCCAUUUUGAGGGGAGCAAAGAUAACUCCAUUAAUCCUCGUCUGUUGGCAAUAGCUCUGGAUGUUGUGGCCCCUGUGGUAGUUGCUUUUACACAUCUCGGUCACUUGUCUCCACUUCUGUCACUCAGUUCCCUUCUAUGCAUGUCGAAGGGAAUCUGUAAAGUUAAAUGUUUACUCGUGUCAUCAGAUCGAGAGAAAAACAAGAAUGCUUAGGAGGUGGUUUUAUGAUGGGCUGACUGGAUAGUUGGGUUGUGAUGACAGGAAGUCUUUUCUGUUUCCAUGAAGCCACAAAAUUUCUGAUAAACCCAUAUUUCAUAUACUUGGUACUAUGUAGUAUUUCUGAUGCCUUGUGCUUGAUAAGGAUAUCACUAGGCAUCAUAAUCCUUGAGUGCUGAAUCAUUAAAUUUGUUUCUUCCCAAAUUUGAGCAUUUCCAAUUUAGUACUUAUUUUUGCUCUACUAUCUCGUUGAUUGAUUGUGUUGCUAACUUGACCUCCAAUCACUAUUGGACUUAUAUCAUAAGCUAUGUUGCAGUCAUGUCGUUGUGUUCUGGAUCUCACGGUUCAUAUAUUGGAUUGCUCAUCAUUGCAGUUCAUGGACAAUGCUGUUGACCUGAUGAACAAAUCCUUCAUCGACCGCUAGUCUGUGGGAAAAGUAACCAUUUGCUUGCAAGCUGCAGUUUUGAUUCAUUCCAAUAGCAGAAGUGGGAUAAAGCAGAGAGAUUCUAUAGAUAAAGAUGUAAACUUGUGAUGUAUUCUCAUUCCUUCCUAGUCCUAGUUAUUAGAGCCUGAUACCAAGAGUUACAGAAUUGCUGGAUGUCUCCAAAAAUGGGCAGGAAUUAUUUCUCCCAAUAAAUACUGUCUCUGUGUCUCAUGCCAUAUAUAAGACACCGCUUUAGAGAACUUAUAUACUCAGCCAUUUCCUUAUUGUGAUGAUACAUCCUCUUUCCUUUGGAUCAAUGCACCUUUUCUCCAGCCUAAUUAUUCCUUUUGGUCUUCUUGAUCACAAGCUACAUAAACAAGGUAGCCUUUCUGUAUUCUACUGGGUUUUCUCCCAUUUUUAUUGAAGUUAAGGACGAUGGGUAUGAGAUGUGUUAAAUGUUUGGUCACCAACUUCACACUUACAGAGUGCCUUCAGUGUUUGUUUAUUCUGCAAAUCAAGAAGAAAAGCUAGAAGAAGAUCUUAAGAUAGAGAUCCAUUUUUAGCUACCUUCCAAAAUCCUCAUCUCAAUCCCGUUCCUCUUUCGCCCAUUAAACAAAAAGCUUUUCUGAGUUUUCUCCUAUCCUUUGUCUCUUUUACAGAACCAGUGACGUUAAGUUAUAAGUGGAACUGCAGCAUCUAUGUAGCACAACUAGGAGCUUUUCAAGAGCCAAAUAUAGUGAUGCAUGAAAAGCCAUUCCUUUUUAUCCUUAUUCUGCCAUUUCAUUUUUUCUCUUAUGUACUUGAUUAGUUUAUCAACAUUCGAUCUCCAGCUAGGCUAUGGUGGGUUCCCCACGAACACUAGUGUUUUCCCAUGUCACAAGUUUCUGGUUUUCGCCACCCACCACGAGUUUUCACUCACUAUAAAAGGGUGUAAAAACCUCUCUGCAAUUCGGUGUGCAGAAGAAAAAUAACAGCCAAUGGAGCAAGGUGAUAAUAGCUUGAGGAAAGGGCCAUGGCUAGAGGAAGAAGAUGAACAACUAGCCAGGCUUGUGAAUGUGUUUGGAGAAAGGAAAUGGGACUCCAUAGCUAGAAUAUCUGGUUUAAGAAGGAGUGGAAAGAGCUGCAGAAUGAGAUGGCUGAACUACCUUCGUCCCAACCUGAAACGUGGUUGUAUUAGUCCAGAAGAGGAGCAGAUCAUCAUCCAACUCCACGAUCGAUGGGGAAACAAGUGGUCGAGGAUCGCUCGAAGCUUGCCAGGAAGAACAGAUAAUGAGAUCAAGAACUACUGGAGGACCCAUUUGAGCAAGAAGAAUACACAAUUACAAGAAGAAGGAAACUUUCAGUGUAACUCCAACGCAAGCCAUAAUCCUGAGCAGGAUUUUCCUUACCAGACAGGGAAUCCAAGCAGUAGCUGCAACUUGGCAUACUGCGACAUUGUUCAGAAUGGCUCGGCAAUGACAGGAGCAGACCAAUAUGAUCUUUGGAGUUUGGUGGAGUCGCCAUACGAGACGAGAUUGUAUGAUCACUGGAUGUCUGAGAUUAGUUGCGGUGAACAAGAAGAAGCCAAAUUUGGAGGAGGUUGUAACUAUGGAUGGAACUACUCUGAAGUUGGUGAAAGUUGCAUGAUGGAUUCUCUGUGGGAUAUGAGCUGAGGUUAAUCAAGAGAGACUGAUCUUGUUGAUCUCUGAGUAGGAAGGACAAUGAGAGAACUUGGAUGCUGUCAAAUCAGACUCUUGUUUUGAAAGCCUAUGUAUAUAACUAACAUGCAACUUCUUCAUAAGAAAGUUUCUGUUCUCUUCUGUUUUCAUCCUCCUGAAAACUAAGCUCAUAAAGUACAUGUCUGUCUUUUGUUUGUGAAGGAUUUGUUUAUGCCAUAUGCCUUAGGAUCAUGUUGCCAAACGCAAUGAAGGAGGCAUUUGACAUGAGUUACAAUGCAUACAAGUAAUUUAAAUUACGUACACAACUAUGAGUAUGCACAUACAUUUUUUUAAUGAAGGAGAAUCCAAACAUAGAUGUUCAAAACCCAAUAAACUCAUCAUGGCAGGAGAUUCGGAUAUACAUUCCUAGAAUUGAUCAUAAAUAAUGUUUUUACAUAGCAGUAGUCCGUGAAAAUCAAACCGAAAACACACCAUAUCAACCUCAUGUCUUACCAUCUCUACUACUCCUAUUUGGUUUACCACUAAUAUACUUCGACACAUGUCUAAAAUACACAUUUAUUCCAUGCUAGACCAAUACAAAUCAACAUCUUCACAAGUAAGCAUACAUUCUACAAAAUUUGGUUUAACCUCUAACAUAUUGUUUUCUUCAUUUCCAAGCAUAGAUACAUUCACUAUUAAACUUGUACAUGUUAGAGAUGUAAAUACGUAUACAAUAAAUGCAUAACACACACGAGACAUCAAACACCUUCGAGCCGAAAUCAAUUGAGCCGAGCUUUCGAAACACACCGAAAGCCCCAAAGAAAAGGAUUCUCUCAUUCUAGAUGUUUUGAUAAUCUCUCGAAACUAUAACCCUACUCUCUCUCGAUUGUCCUCGUUCCUCCCAAUUCUCUUCACAUUUCUACCACAUUCAAAACGAUCGUAUAAAAGGAACACCAAGCA
Linum trigynum is the source of this 4342-nucleotide messenger RNA. The record is from the annotation of a GenBank genome assembly. Lineage: Eukaryota; Viridiplantae; Streptophyta; Magnoliopsida; Malpighiales; Linaceae.